Messenger RNA from Musa acuminata AAA Group (dessert banana), 1271 nucleotides. Its product is annotated as large ribosomal subunit protein eL21z/eL21y-like. Gene Ontology annotation, cellular component: ribosome; cytosolic large ribosomal subunit. Gene Ontology annotation, biological process: translation. Gene Ontology annotation, molecular function: structural constituent of ribosome. Lineage: Eukaryota; Viridiplantae; Streptophyta; Magnoliopsida; Zingiberales; Musaceae. The transcript is spliced from 2 exons. The coding region runs from base 576 to 1070 and encodes 164 amino acids. The record is from RefSeq and is a predicted model, not a curated record.
AGAAUCGUCUCCAUCCAUCCCUGUACAAGCUGCUACCUUUUUAGUCCGACCACCGCCUGUCUCUUCUUCGUAAGGUUUGGAAGAAGAAAGUGAAGUCAUUUGGAAGGGUGUUACCGUAUGAUAACGCUGAGGAGCUCGACCACACCGAUUCUUGGCUCACCUCACUCCUCCUCUUCCUCCUCCCUCCACUUGGUCCUGCCCCUGACUCCGACAGUCCACCACACUGGGCAGCUCAAAGGCCUACAUACUCUUGAUCAAAUCAAAAUCAAGAUCAACAACGUGAGAUCUCGAAUAGUACCCCUGGUUCAGCAUCCGAGCAUAGCCAUGGCAGCCGCUUUCUUGCGGGAAACAGAGGAGGAGGACCACGAUGAAGAAAGAAGGUGGUCAGUGACGAACACCUAACAGCAUCAGGUUGGCUCCUGCGACCGACUCGUCCCUUAUCGAGCUCGGCCCACUCAGCCCAUAUUGAGAAAAUGGCCCGUUCACGACGCCGAAAUGGCCCAUUUAGAUAGCUAUAUAUACACUCCCCCCCUAAGAAACCCUAGCGGAGAAAGAGCGGAGACGCGGGAAGUAAGAUGCCGGCGGGACACGGGCUGAGGUCGAGGACGAGGGAUCUCUUCUCCCGGCCCUUCCGGAAGAAGGGCUACAUCCCCUUGACGACCUACCUGCGCACCUACAAGAUCGGCGACUACGUCGAUGUCAAGGUGAACGGCGCCGUCCACAAGGGCAUGCCCCACAAGUUCUACCAUGGCCGCACCGGCAAGGUCUGGAACGUCACCAAGCGCGCCAUCGGCGUCGAGAUCAACAAGCAGGUUGGCAACCGUAUCAUCAAGAAAAGGAUCCAUGUCCGUGUGGAGCAUGUGCAACCUUCCAGGUGCCAGGAAGAUUUUCGUAUGAGGGUGAAAAAGAACGACCAAUUGAAGGCUGAGGCGAAGGCACGUGGUGAGGUAAUCAGCACUAAACGGCGACCAGAGGGCCCUAAGCCUGGUUUUAUGGUGGAAGGUGCUACACUUGAGACCGUCACUCCUAUUCCUUAUGAUGUGGUCAAUGAUCUCAAGGGCGGCUACUAGCUUCUUUGGUUAGUUGUUCUUCGGCAUAUUUUGUCAAGACACGGCCCGUGGUUGCUAGUUCCGACAUUUUGCAGUUGAAUUCAUGAUUUAGUGUGUUCUGUUUCGUUCUCUCUACACCUUGUAUCAUUCAUGUGUCUUCGUAACAAGAUGAUGACAGCAACCUCUUCUAUAUAUAUCACACUGAUGAUGGUAAUGCUCUCA